This is a messenger RNA of Mauremys mutica (yellowpond turtle), 3346 nucleotides long. RefSeq names its product RUN domain containing 3A (gene RUNDC3A). Bases 1279 to 2268 code for a protein of 329 amino acids. The transcript is spliced from 11 exons. Lineage: Eukaryota; Metazoa; Chordata; Testudines; Geoemydidae. The record is from RefSeq and is a predicted model, not a curated record. Gene Ontology annotation, cellular component: cytosol.
UGGGCUGAGGGGGCAGUGCCCCCCCAGACCCCAGCGGGUGGUUUGGGGGGUGGCAGGUGUUACUGCCCCGCAGCCCUUGCUCUGGCACGAGUGAAAUAUCCGCGUGGGAAAGAGGGAGGGAUGUGGCCUGCUAAUGGGCCGCACCCUGGGCUCUGCCCCCCCCCACCCAGCUGGGCCCUGGGCUAUGAUCUGGUCUGUAACGAGUCCCAGUUUGGCUUCAGGGCGAAGUGACCCACCUCUAUCCCCGAAGGGGGAGAGGGUACAACGUUCUCCACUCAGAGCCCCCUGAAAGCGCCUCCUGCCCAAUGCGUGGUGCCGGGUGACCCUGAAGACCUUCAUUCACAUCCCAUCACCAUUCCCACCCCCCACACACACACCCCCCCACGCAUCCCGCUGCGGGAGCUCACAGCUGGCGCUCUGGGUCAGCAGCCGGUCAGGCCUGGAGAGCAGGAUGGUCCCUGCUGUGCUCCGGCUGCUGCACGGGAAAGGGCUGUCCCCUCCGAGGCUGUUCCCCAGGCCAGGCUCCCCUUGUCUUCCGCAGGAGCUCUGGGUCUGCAGUCAUUCCUCCAACAUCGUGGGGGCUGGUCCCUGGGGGAGAGAUGGGGCCCAACCGCACCUCUCACAGUGGACCCCCGCACUUGGUAAAGGGGACAGGAAAAGCUUUGAAGCAGUCAGGGCCCCACUGAUUCAAGCACUUCUUUUGCGUGUGCCCGCCCUGAAGAAGGGAUGGCUUUGUGAGCAGCAGGGUGGGGGGACUUUUUCUCCCCCUGGCCGCAACAGUGCUGCUGGUAUCUGGUCUUGUCGGCUUUUUCCAGGAGCAGAACCACCCAACCCUUCUCUGGGAGUCCGUGGGGGCAGUUUCACUGUCACUGGGGAAGGGUUCUGCCUGUUGGCACUGUGGUAGGUGAGUCCCUCAAGCUUUACUGGUCCCUGUCAGGCUGGGCAGGGCUGUUCUCCUCAUCGUAAAGAUGGAGACAGUGAGCGGCUAAGUGACAUGCCCAAGGCACAGGGAAGCUGCAGCAGAGCCGCAAAACAAACCCGGCUCUCCCAGGUCCCAGAUUUUCCGUAAAGACCCUGCUGGAGAAAUACACCACGGAGCCCAUUGACGAUUCGUCGGAGGAGUUCAUCAACUUUGCUGCCAUUCUAGAGCAGAUCCUGAGUCACCGUUUCAAAGGUCCCGUCAGUUGGUUCAGCUCCGAUGGGCAGCGCGGCUUCUGGGAUUACAUCCGCCUGGCCUGCAGCAAGGUCCCCAACAACUGCGUCAGCAGCAUCGAGAACAUGGAGAACAUCAGCACUUCUCGGGCCAAGGGCCGGGCCUGGAUCCGCGUGGCGCUGAUGGAGAAACGCAUGUCGGAAUACAUCACCACGGCCCUGAGGGACACCAGAACCACCAGAAGGUUUUACGACGACGGGGCUAUCAUGCUGCGAGAGGAGUCCACCGUGCUCACUGGGAUGCUGAUCGGCCUCAGCGCCAUUGACUUCAGUUUCUGCUUGAAAGGGGAAGUAAUGGACGGGAAAACCCCUGUUGUCAUUGACUACACCCCGUAUCUGAAGUUUACACAGAGCUACGAUUACCUGAGCGACGAGGAGGACCGGAGGAGCAUGGAGAGCAGCACGAGCGAGGAGAGCUCCCCCGAGCACCCCUACCAGCUGCUGGUCACCGACGAGGACAGCUGGUACAACAAGUGGCGUAAGAUGGAGCAGAAGUUCCGCAUCGUGUAUGCGCAGAAGGGGUACCUGGAGGAGCUGGUGCGGCUCCGGGAAUCCCAGCUGAAGGACCUGGAGGCGGAGAACAAGCGUCUGCAGAUGAGGCUGGAGGAGGUGAAGGUGCAGAACCAGCUGGAGAAGAGGGAGCUGGAGGGCGUCAUCCUGGAACUGCAGGAGCAACUGACGGGCCUGAUCCCCUGUGAGAACACCCAGCUCUCCAAGGAGAUGGCCACGCCGCUGGCGAACCAGUGGCCGUCGCUGGGGACCCUCAAUGGGAACGAGAGCGGGUCAGACGCCAAGCUGUACAGGAGGCACAGCUUCAUGAGCACGGAUCAGCUGUCGGCGGAGAUCAGCCUGAGCUCGGAUUCCCAGAGGCUGGGGGAAGGCAAGCAAGAAGGAGAGCCCUGGGGGCCAUUGGGGAAGGACCCCACCCCAUCCAUGCUGGGGCUCUGCGGCUCCCUGGCCUCCCUCCCAAGCUGCAGGUCCCUGGCCAGCCUGAAAUCUAACGAGUGCCUGGUGAGUGACAGCAACGAAGCCAGCCCCACCCACAGCCCCAGUUGAGACGCUGGGCGGCGCCACUUGUCCUGGGAUCGGCGGGUCCCACCGGGGAGCCAAGAGGCGAACCAAGGAGCCGCCACCAUCUCAAACCAACGGGACCAAAGCGACAGGCAAAUGGACCUUACUGAACUUCUUGAGGGGCUGGGGCAGCCAGCCCCACCCUGGCUGAUUCGCUGCAUCCUUACAGACGCGGGCCCCAUUCCUACCGAGGGACGCUUAACCGAGUACUUAAUAUCCUACGCGCGUACGGAGCCGGAAGGAUCCCGACGUGCUUUGUGAAAUGUGCUGCAGAAAAGCAGCCACCUCUGGGGUGGACCAAGGCAGCCGUUUAACCGCCGUGCUGCACAGCAGCUGAAGGACAGGGCGUGAAGAAGGAUCCUGCCCCUGACUGAAAUUGCAAAAGUGGGAGGAGUUGGGGGGGGAGGUCAGGACAUAAAUCCUGCAUCUGGAGCUUUCGCUUGGCUGGAAAGGGUGAAGCGGGGAGGCGGGGUGGGGCACUGUCACACGGCCAUGGCCUCCCCUUGGGGCCCGCCCUGGCCAGCGUCCCACCCUGGGGACUUUAUCGCUGCUCUGGAACCAGCUGAUUGGGGCCGAGAUGCCUCCUCCCAGCAGGACGCUGUGUGGCCCCCCAGGCGCGUGAGACGCCCAGUGCAGGGAGCUGGGGGGCUGGGAAGGGGAGGAACUGUCAGCUCAUACCUGCUUCCCUCAGCCCGGCACCACAGCCAUGGACUUCUGUGCCCUUCUGCCACGGGCCGGAUGCUUUGACAAAGCGGCUUUGCAGCCCAGGGGCCUGUCUGCCCCGUGGAGGUGAGACUCCCCCAGACUGCUCCCUCCUUCGGUUUUGCGUGCCCCGUCAUGCCCAGCAACCAUCCCCGCCUCGGUGCGGGGAGGGGAUUCUGCCUCCUCCACCACCCAUGUCCUGCUGCUGCCCUGCGUGUCUCGCUCCUGAGCGCCCCCAGCCGGGCCAGGUCGCGCACCCUCUGACGGGGAGCAUCGCCCCAGCGCCCCCCUGACGUUUUCUAGCCCCGGCUCGGGGGAGGCCCUGUCGAAGCAAACAGACAAUAAAUGCAGAUAUGAGCUG